UAGCGGAGACUUUAGAACUAUGUUUAGCAACAAUAGCGGCUACUGGAUCUGUCAAAUAUGACCAAACGGAGUACUUGGCCGUCCAACGAUGAAAAAUCUGAUUUCUGCUACGAGUCGCGACCGUUUUCACUAAAAAACCGAAAUCAUAUGAUUCAACAAUAAAUCAGACGGACUUCUUCAUUUUCAAGUAGUACAACUCAUUACAAGUCGGACGAACUUUUAUUUUUCAAUAACAUAAAUCGAAUAAAUUUUGGUUCUCACCUCUUAACGAACGAGAAUCCUUAUGGAUUUGAAGACGAAUCAUUUUGCAAAAAGAUAAAGCGAGCGGGAAAGAAGGUGUAAUUUUUAUCGACGCGCAGAAUCUAAUAUCGAUUCGCAUCUAUCGUAUAUCUCGAACUCCAAUUCGCUUCGCUCGCAGACACCGCCGGGGUCUUCAUGCGCGCGUUUAACGUUACGAUGUUGUUAGACAUUUAUCGCACCGUUGUCGGACAAUAAGAGACAUGUAUGAACAAGCGGCGAGCAACUGGGCCGUCGGUCUUUACUCCCUGUUCGAUCCGACAAAUUUCCUGCCUUUCGUGCCGCAUUUAUGGAACAAGCAAGUGAUAGUCUCGCGUUAUCCGAGCGAUACGAAGGUACGAGAUACCGAUGUGCUCGUAGGAUAUCUGAUUAUUUUCUGGCUGAUGCUGUAUCUACUGUAUGAAAAAUGUCUUAACUCACUGUUCAGACGUAUGCGUUUUCCACUGAUACAGCGAAACAGGAUAAUCAAGGCGGUAUGGAACUGUGGAUUCUGCUUCGGUAGUAUAUGUUACAUGAUGUCAUCGACUACUCAGAUCUUGAGCAUCGUACCCAAAAAACAGGGAAUGACAUAUCAGGAGUUAGGGGUGGCUCUGCACAAGAGCUUCUACUUUCACCAGGCUGGAAUCGAUAUACUAUGUCAUGGUGCUUGGAUGAAGGGUUGCGCAAACUUACUCUUUGCAUCGUUCAUCUUGAAUCCGUAUCGACAAAAUUAUAGGUGGUGUACAAUUACGAGUACCUUUUUAAUGUACAAAACUAUUGACAUUGUGAUAGUUAAUAUAUGCAGGGUGUUGUUGUGCGUUCUCCAGUCUACUGGAAGACCAGCUUGCAAAAUACUAUUCCUAUUACACUGCCAGAUUUGGAUAUAUUUGUAUUUGUACUUUGUGCCUACAUUUAUGCUCUGGUCAGAGGAAGGUAAAUAUGCAAGGACAGACCCUGGCUUGUGGCUUUGGUUUGCAGCAGAGUGCUUGGAUUCAAUAUGGCUGAAGAUCUUUAGACAUGCAAAGGCUACGCAUUGGCUUGAAAUUUGCUUGUUUCCACCGCCGACGCAAGAAGCGAUCGAAUUGGCAGGCAUCCAUAAGAGGCAUAGAGAGUCUUUGAGGAAAUUUAAUAACAAAACAGCAAAGAAAGCCGAAUUAUGGCAGACGCUAGUUUGUGCGAUGGCGAUCAAGAAGAAAAUCAAGAAGAUUCGUCAAGCGAAGAAUAACAAUACAGAUUUACCGAUGGAAGAUCCCGAAGAAGAAACUGACCUGUUUCGAGCGAAAGUAAGGGAUGAAUUGGCGGAGGAAAAAUAGUUAUUCGUAUCGAAACUAUUUUGAAAAGUAGCAUUUAAUUAGUCUGUUUUUUAUGGCUGCAUUGCCGAACUAAUGCGAUAAAUUGAAGUGAGAGAAGUGUAUGUUUUCUCACUUCAACUUAUAACACCAGUUCAGCAGUGCAGCUAUAAAGAAUAGACCAAAUUACAAAACUCUUAUUAACGACGAGAGACAUCCGAACUUUUACUAAACGAAUUUCUUUGCGUAACGAAAGAGCAUUGUUAAUUGUAUCACGAUGUAUCCGGAGCAUCGAGAUUACGAGUUUUCUUUCACACUAUGUUGUUUCAGCGUGUCGACAAAGCGUAUUAUUCACAGCUAGUAUUAUUCGCUCUAUUGUGAUUCGCACGUGUAUCUAUAUUUGUAUAUAAUUGUAAAUUAGCGGGAGGACGAAUGAAGCGAGCAUAGGAAAUGUACAUCGUAUCUUCUGAUGCGAUGCAAGAACGGCUAGGUGCAUUAACGAAAGACUAUAUCGUGUAGAUUUUUUAUACAAAUUAAGUUUAUUGGAGGAUCUCGUAGACGUAUAUAAAGGUCAAUGCUUUUACAUUAAAAAUCAAUUAAGACGUAUAGAGAAGCCUAUAAGAGCAAAUUAAAGGUAAUUAAAAAUGCGCCAAAGUAAUAAGCAAUCGUUAAGUAUGGUUAACAGAAUUGUACGAAACAAAUGUAUCGGUUCCCUAUUUUGUAUCAUCAGUGUUAGCAGUAACUUAUAAGGGAAAGUUAAUUAUUGUAAUUUCGUUCUUAUUUCUUGGUGCUUCUCACCAUUUCUUAGUAUAUAGUUAGAUGUUCGAAUAUAUUUAUUAUUGUAUCCGACUAAGCAUCUUUCUUACCGCGGCUACACUUAACAAUUUGGAUUAUUUUGGUGUGAAGCACCGUCACAGAAGAUUGUCCAUCCUCGAAGACCCGAUAUCGAGGCAUUUAUUUGUUCAUCUCUGCGUUUCUUACAUUUUUGCGUUGAUUUUCGAGAGAUUUUCCUUUGCAAGUUGCUAUAUUGAAAAUGAUCCAGAAUAGGAUCGAAACGUUUGUUUAAUACAAUUAUAUCCUAUUCUAGCCAUAAGCUUGCUUAUUAUUUUUGCGCAUUUUUAACUAGCGCUUACUCUUUAUAGGCCGUGUACGUCUCGUAGACGUAUAUUGGGCGUUUACGUAGAAAAUUUAUUAUCACGUUUACACGUGUAUUGCUUACGGGACAUCUCGUCGAUUGUAUCGCGUAUGUCGCAGCCUUAAGAAUUUGUAAUUAGCUAGAUGUCUCAACGACAUUAAGGGUCUUAGUAGAAUAUGGCUGACUUGUAAUUUUAAGACAAUAUUCUGCGCCCUUCUUUGUCUAAAUUUUAAGACAAUAUUUUAUGUCCUUUGUCUAAAAUCUUUGCCUAAAUUAUUAUUUUUUUUUUUAUCAAACAGUAGUUCGUCGUCAAUCGCAAACAGAACGGUUUUUUAGUUUAAGACCUCCACAAAGACUCAAGACAUAAAACGUUGUCUAGAAUCGAUAAGGUCGGCCAUUCCGUUAAGGCCCUACGUCUCAACACGGCACUAAAAUCAAAUUAGCGACGCGUUUUCUCGAGACUGCUAUUCGGAAACAGUAUUGUGUAUGAUUAUCUUACUAAUUACUUGACGCCACCCAAAGCACUUAAUGGUUACGCUAGUCAUGACAUUUUAGACUUAAUACGAUAUCCCAUCGUCGAGGUGGUAUUCGAAUCGAACACAUGUUUCUUUCUUUCUGUGCGAUACGAUCACACGUGAAUCCUCGAGGCGGCGGGCUCCAAGUUCCUCAAGCUAUACAGAUGAGAUAGUAAGCCUGUUAAUAAUCAAAAUGUUAUUAAUUACGGAAUACGUUUAUCGCGCAGUUGUUAAUGCAUUGCGUCGACGGGAGCCGUGGUGGAUCGCGCUUUGACGUCAUCGCCAAUUUAUGAGAUAAAGCGAACUCGAGACACGUGAAUACCAUAUUCGCUCAUGAGUGGCAGUAGAUGGAGAAUGCGUAAGGCGAGAGGAUUGCGUUGCACCGUGCAUUGCCGAGUAACGAAAUUAUUAUUAUUAUCGCUGCAAUUUUAGCGGUAACGCCGGCGAGCUACUUAAUUCAUGCACGACUCUCUCGCUCGCAAAGUCGUCAGACGAAAUUCGGCUAUCUUUCGACUCGGGAAAGAGAACAGACUAUUUAAGUCACGUGUCAUUUGUAAACGCGCGCGGAUACGUUGUCUUCGGCUCGUCGGCGAUGCAGAUAUGGUGGUCCUGUUACGUUCCGACCGUUCGGAAAAUGCAAACGCAAAUAAAGACAACGAUAAUCCGUUAGAUAAAUUUAAUCGACCUCAUAGACACAAAAUAUCUCGGGACCACUCAACAAUUACAUCACAUCAUGAGGGGGGAGGUGGGGUUUAUUAAUCUGACGGUCCGUGAUGGUAGGGAGCGGAAUAAAGGCCGUAAAAUGUCACAUUAAAUAGCAUAACUUGUAAACAUGGACGCGCCUGGUUAUCCACUUUGUUUACAUUCAUGACACAUUCGAUUAUAUUUAGUGAGAAUUUUUCAAUUUUGAAUCACGGUUCUGUGUUAAUAAUCCAAAUGUUAAUUUUUUAAUAUCUACUCUUUUAGAGACGUUACUCUUACUAGUAACCAUUAUAAAAUUAUAAAAAGUAAUUAAUUUGAUACUAUGCCUAAAAAUUAUUUGUAGAAAAAAAUAGUAGCGUGCAGUCUAAUAAUUAUUACCCACAAUAUGUUUAUAAGCAAUUUUUUUUCUUAUUCUACGUAUCGGCGGGAGAAAAGGGAUAAUUCCACGCGUCACGUAAUAUUAAAAAAGGAUGUUUCGUGACGAAGUGUGAUGAAGGAGGAGGGGUGGUAAAAAAUACCCAAAUUUCGCACGACACAAUUGUUGGAUGGCCCCUGAUAUUAUUUUACGUCGUACGAGGGUUUUGUCGGUAUGCAUACGAAUGUAUACCUUGUAUCAAAAGGAUUCGCACGUUCUCAUCACUCUCAUCGAUUCACACGUUCAACCAUCGCUGCGCUCGUUGUUCCUAUUGAUCUCUCACGCAUACACACGCAAGUGCGAGUGCAGGCAUUGCUCGUUUGGACGAAGUGAAAAAAAAGUCCCGGCUAAGAGAAUCUCACGGGAAAUUCGUGUUGGCGCGACAACCGCGGUUAGGUGGUUUACCGUAUCCCGGUUAUCGUCGUCCGACACUUGGGAUUAACUUCGCUGGAAUUGGGAAAAUGGAUCGUCGGGGCAACGAUGGCUCUUUCCCGUUGGGCUUGUUUGUUCCCACCCCGCGAAAGACAUUCGUGUGGUGACUCCUGAACGAAGGGUCGAGAUGCGUUGCUCGUGCUUUACUUUGUUUUUUAUUUCGAGAAUAACGUCUCGCGACUUCGAGCGAAGACUUCGGUGCGACGUUCUCGUUACAUCCUCGAGGUAUAAUUCGCAAGUGACGAUUGAAUUACACACGUAUAACCUGUCGUUUAUCGGCAAAAUCAUUGUAUUUCGAUUUCCAAAUGAUAUAUCACGCACACAUUUGUAGGGUUAAUAAAACUCUUACAAAUUACGUUCAUCGGCCGGUAAAUCAUCUAUCCAUAAUGAAAUUUAUUUAAUCGCGCCGAUACAAUCUAUAAGAAGUCUUUCUUUUCAUACUAAAUUAUAUCGAAACGUACAAAGUAUCAAACGACGAUCGAAACUACGCCUCAUAGUCACCGAUUACAUGUGUCCCUUCUCACUAAUUAAAAUUAUCGAUCGUAGUACUCCUCACGUUUUGUCUUUAUUUUUUUUAUUUUUAUUUUUUCGUCCUUUUUUCCUCCUUUUGGCAAGAACGGCGACGCACCGCCGUCGUUAAUUGAAACGAAUCGGAAUUCAACGGUAUACCGGUAGGAAGACGACGAAAUCAUGGUAACGCCACUUAAACAAUCCGUUCUCGCGUGUAUGUGUGUGUGUGUGUGUGUGUGUGUGUGUAUACAUUAUGCGCUCUGUUAAAAUCCGUCAAUAAUAAACGCCCGCGGCACGCGUCGGGUCGGAAUCGGUCGGAAUCAGUUGUUCGUUCAUUCGUUCGUUCGUUCGUUCGGUCGGUCGGUCGGUCGGUCGGUGCGCGGCGCUUGAACGAAUACAAUUACGAAAGUUAUACCCUUAUUACAAACAUAUACACAUUAUGAGCAAUAAAAGUUGAGUCCUCUAAACUUCCUCAUUUUAGGCCCAACCUGUACCUCUGCGUCGUGUAAUCGAUGCAGAUAUUUAGAAUAUUUCACUUUUUAUUUAAGUUUUUUUUUCUUACGAGAGAACACGCACUUUCGUUCUUUGUGAAAAUAUGGCCCCAUUGUUACAGGCUCGAUGUAGUGUUGGGAAAUUGUAGUAUUCCUCUUUAUUUUGUUCCUGAGUCUGCAACAGGCUUCGUACAACUUCGCGCCACUUGCAUCCUUCGUCGGCGUUUUCCUUCCUCCUCUCUUUCUAUUUACCACACUCUCUCUCUCUCUCUCUCUCUCUCUCUCUCUCACAUUCCCAUUUCUUUUUCCUCGAUAAAACAUGUUCCGUCGUAUCCGCACGAACGCGUCUUCCGUACGAAAACAACGGCGCGGCCUAAUUCCCGUCUUGAACGCAGGG
This is a messenger RNA of Dinoponera quadriceps, 6162 nucleotides long. RefSeq lists its product as uncharacterized. The coding region runs from base 501 to 1589 and encodes 362 amino acids. The record is from RefSeq and is a predicted model, not a curated record. The transcript has 6 exons. NCBI's taxonomy places the organism in Eukaryota, Metazoa, Arthropoda, Insecta, Hymenoptera, Formicidae.